This is a messenger RNA of Phascolarctos cinereus (koala), 2153 nucleotides long. RefSeq names its product microseminoprotein, prostate associated (gene MSMP). NCBI's taxonomy places the organism in Eukaryota, Metazoa, Chordata, Mammalia, Diprotodontia, Phascolarctidae. Gene Ontology annotation, cellular component: cytoplasm. The record is from RefSeq and is a predicted model, not a curated record.
UAACGUUCUUCGGGUACACAGCGUAGCCUUCGUAGCCAUCGUUCCGCCACCCACCCCCUCAACUAUAUUCACCAAAAGACGCCACACUGCCCCUCCCCUGCUACGCAUAUGCAUAGCGAGCCCCAAACUCUAGCUCCCCAUUCCAAGCCACAACCUGGAACACAACACACCCGCAGGGCCUAUUACAAGACCCCCAUCACCACGACUCCAAUUAGGGUCGACUACAAACCUCCCUUGGAAUGCAGAUACCCAACCCUGCUGCAAUAACAACUACCUCCAAUACCUGCUCCCGUCCCCCACAUACCAACAAAACGGUCGAUUCCAACCCACCACCUGGAGCCAAGGUCCAACAGUUAACGUCUGCUUCAAUAGGCCAGCAAAAACCCAGACCUGCAGGUUCCUCCUAGACAAAUCUCUACUCCUCCAAGGUUCUCCCUACUUCCCCACAGAUUGCAAGCCACCAGCUUCGGGGUGGGUGGGGGGUGUGCAACUAACCAGCCUCCAAGCUUCACAGACCUCGAAGACUACCAGUCCCAUGUAGUCUUCGCUGGUGCCCACAGGCUAGAUUCACUCACGGCAUUCGAGACAAACUGCCCCAAGCAGACCCCUGCAGGCAGCUUCUGAGAGGUUUAAUAAAGCACGUGCAAAACACCAGGACAAAGGACAUCUCUAGGCUUUGCUUCUCUUCUUCCCAAGACCUUCCAUUUCUAGCCCAGCCUAGGAGGUAUGAAGAGAACCUGUUCUGUCCAUGCUCAACCAAGUACAUUUGUCCAUACUGGCUUAGUACAACUCCCACUGGGAAGCUUGGAAGGGAAGCUUGCUUAUGUUGAUGGGGAGUGGACAGGAGAAACCCAUCUCUAAGGUGUUAGAGAUAUUCCCUACCUCAGAGGGAAAACCUCAAAUUCAUCUCAGGACAACUGAGAGCCUUUACCUGUGUAUGAAGAUUCCACCUGUGAAGGGAAAGUCACUAUUUCUAACAGAUUUAGGGGAGGGGGAGCCUCAUAAAGAGGAAAAGGGAAGAGAGAGGGAUAUGUAAAAAGGUUGACAGCUCCACCUGAGGGUGGUAGCCCCAUCUCUGAAGUAAUCUCAGAUGUGGGGGGGACCUCUCUUCACUCCAGGUGGUAACAGCAAUGUUAGUUCCCUUUCCUGGAGCCUCUGGCCGUCGUGCCCCACUGCAGCUCCUUGGUUUGGCUUCAACACAGAACUAACCGUCCCCAGGAAAUGCCUCCCUCCGGUCCAGGCAGGAAUCCCAAUACCCUACACCCUCCCACUUUGGGGGAAGGAGGGAAAAGAAAAGAGGAAAAAAUGCUCUCUCCUCUCUAGGUCAGGGGAAUGAUCUGGGGACCACCUAGCAGUCUACCACCCCUCCCACUUCUCUUUACUGGGGAAAUGCCCAAUCCAGUGCCCCAUGUCCACCAACCCCCACCCCUUCCAAGCUGUGCUGGGACAUGAAUCAGCUCUCACAGCUUGUUAGCUGGACCACUUGUUUUCAUGCCCUCACCCCAGGAAACACCAAGUUACAGCUUUUCCAGCUCUCCUCAGCAGGGGGCCAGGGUCCUCACUUUAUAAACAUCCUCGUGCCUGCAAGAGCAGAGGGCAUAGAAUGGUGUGAGACAAGAGCCCAGGGGAGACACACUAAGAGGGGAGAAGAGAAGACAAGGCAAAAGGUUCUGCGUGAGAGUAAAGCAGGGUCUGUGAAAGUUAGCACUGCAGGAAUGGCACUGAGGCAGUGGGCUGGGAGGAGCAGGGGGACCCCAAGAAGCUGGGGAACCAUCUGUUUGGUGAUUUCACUCCUCUUGCAACUGCAAGGAGCUCACAGCAAAUGCUACUUCCAAGCUCAAGCUCCCUGUCACUAUGAGGGGAAAUAUUUUACCCUGGGUGAAUCCUGGCUCCGAAGCGACUGUUUCCACUGCACCUGCCUACACCCAGUUGGUGUGGGCUGCUGCGAUACGUCCCAGCAUCCCAUCGACUUCCCGGCUGGGUGUGAGGUCCGACGGGAGGAAGGCACCUGCCACAUCUCCCUGGUGCAAAAAGCUGAGCCUCACCUGCCCUGCAGGGGAGGCCCCCCCGACCUUGAAUGGGGCUCAGCCAAUACCCCUGACUCUGGGAACCCAGGACCACGUCCCAGUUAAGUUCCACUGACCAUCCACUUC